Diaporthe batatas is the source of this 2397-nucleotide messenger RNA. RefSeq lists its product as uncharacterized. Lineage: Eukaryota; Fungi; Ascomycota; Sordariomycetes; Diaporthales; Diaporthaceae. Gene Ontology annotation, molecular function: oxidoreductase activity, acting on CH-OH group of donors; flavin adenine dinucleotide binding. The record is from RefSeq and is a predicted model, not a curated record. The coding region runs from base 298 to 2172 and encodes 624 amino acids. The transcript has 3 exons.
AGCGCUGUAUGUUCGCUGUGCGUUUUGCGGGUGUCCCGUCAGCAGUAGCCUACUUUUGUCUCCUGGACGCAUGCAGACGAUGCAGACUAUCAGGUCGCGUCACACGGGUCGGUAAGCAGCCAACACGAUGAUCUCUGAUCGGCCCACCGCUCUGGUGCAUCAAUGAGGGGCAAUGUGGAAGGAGAUGAUGACUGCUCACAUCGUCAAAUAAUGGUCUAUGCCUUUAUCUAAUGGGGGUAGUACUCGCUUGCUCGCGCCGUAGGAAGAAGUUUUUCUGUCCAUGUUUGUACGACCACCAUGCUGUCAGGGAGAUAUGUUAAUGUCAUUGGCCUCUGCCUGCUAUGGCAGAGGGCUUCUGCACAAGAUUCUUAUGACUUCAUAGUCGUAGGUGGUGGCGCUUCCGGGCUGACGCUCGCAACCCGCCUCUCCGAGGAACCAAACUUCUCGAUACUCGUCCUCGAAGCCGGCAAUGAUCAUAUCAACGACACCAAGGCGCAGUGCCCCGGGAUAUUCGCAUCUAUGUAUGGCGACCACGAGUAUGAUUGGGACUACCAGAACGAACCACAGCCAUACCUCAACAACCGGACCCAUGCAAAUAUUGCAGGAAAGGGCCUCGGUGGCGGCAGUGCUGUGAACUUCAUGUGGUGGACUCACCCGUCACGCAAGGAUAUCGAAAAUUGGGGCGCCCUUGGCAAUGCAAAUUGGAGCUGGGAAGAAGUACAGCCGUACCUCAAGAAGUCAGAAGCAUACGUGCCUCCUGCUUCCACUGAGGCCAUCGAGGACAUGCAGACGCAGUACAUAGAGCCAGAUCUGCACGGCACGGACGGGCCUACCAUCAACUCCUUCCCAACUUCGUACGGUCCAUUCACGGAAGCCUGGGCUGAGACAUUCGAACGGAUUGGAUUAUAUCCAUCGGGGGAUCCGAGGGGAGGGGAGGCGCUGGGAGGAUUUACGAAUCCAUUCAACAUCGACCCGCAGACGAAGGCAAGGAGCUAUCCUACCACGGAGUACCACCUUCAUGCUGCUGACAGGCCGAACCUCAAAGUCGUCACUGGAGCUUUUGUCACAGAGAUCCUGUUCGAGGAAGGUGAGGCUGAUGGCACAGCAGCGAGUCCCAAGGCUACUGGGGUUGCGUAUCUCAAAGACAACUCUACCCAUACGGCGCAAGCGAGUGCAGAGGUGAUCCUCUCGGCAGGGUCGAUGCAGUCGUCAAAGCUGCUGGAGCUCUCAGGUGUCGGCGACUGCGAUCUCCUGGCAACCUUCGGGAUCGAGUGCCGCGUGAACAACACGAAUGUCGGAGAAAACUUCCAGAACCAUCUCAUGCUGCCUCUCGGGUGGGCGGCCGUCCCCGGCCUCACGACCACGGACGACUUCUCCACCACAGAAGCAUUCAACGCGGCACUGGAAGAGUACACCUCGUCCCGCAGCGGCCCCUUCACCACCGUGAACGGCAGCUCGGCACUGCUCUCCUUGGAACAGAUCGGCGGCUCCUACGGCGAGAUAGACCCGGCCCCGGCGCAGGCCGGCUAUGAGGCGCAGCACAAGCUCCUCCUGGACGGGCUCAACUCCACCGGGAACUCGGCGGUGCAGCAGAUCUCCCUGUCCGGCGGCAUCUCGCCAUGGUUCUACAACGACAGCACCAGGGUGUUCGCCGGGCCCGCCGACGGUGGCAACUACUUCACCAUGAUCGGCAUCGUGUCGCACCCCUUCUCGCGCGGCUCUGUGCACAUCCGGUCCGCAGACCCGGGCCAACAGGCCCGCCUCGACCCGCGGUACCUCUCGCACCCGGUCGACCGGCAGAUCGAGCGGCAGCUGGCCCUUCACAUGCGGGACCUGGUGCGGAACCCGCCUCUCAGCGGGCUGCUCGAGGGGGGCGGGACGGUGUACCAGCCCGGGUACCUGGAUGGCGGGGUGCUGGGGGAGGACAAUGUCGAUGCGUUCGUGGCUGAGAGGAUGCUUGUUGCGUAUCAUCACUCCGGAAACAAUGCCAUGCUUCCUCGGGACAGUGGUGGCGUGGUUGAUCAUCGGUUGAGGGUGUACGGGGUCGAAAGUUUGAGGAUCGUAGAUGCCAGCGUGUUCCCGAUGCUGCCACAGGGUACGAUUACGAGUAUAGUGCUUGCCGUUGCGGAGAGGGCGGCUGAAUUUGUGAAAGAGGAGCACGCAGGUGCAUGAUGAAUUCCGAUGGAGCUAGGCCUAGAGAUCGAGAGUCCGUCUGAGGUGUGCUGCACCUACGACGGCUUCUAAGGCUCUGUUGUGAGCACAACUGAGUGGUUUCACCCUUACACAUGUUAUCCGUAUAUUCCAAGGUUGAGCCUGGAUGAGUGAUUAAAGUAUACCUAGGUACGCAAGCGAACCGUAGCGGACUACCUCGUAAAAUGUCAAUUGGCUCAAGACUAA